Messenger RNA from Spodoptera exigua (beet armyworm), 2299 nucleotides. NCBI's taxonomy places the organism in Eukaryota, Metazoa, Arthropoda, Insecta, Lepidoptera, Noctuidae. The record is from the annotation of a GenBank genome assembly.
UAGCGGUUUCCCUUCUAUUGUUAAUUUUUGCGGUACUAAAAUGCAUUUCGUUGGAAAUCAAUUUUUAAUAUAAAGUAAAUAAAUAUAAAUUAAAUAUUGCUGGAAAAAUGUCUGUGAUAUGGAAUACUAGUGGCUUAUGCCGUUGCUGCCACGCUGAAGGCAAUUUCAAAGGCUUAAAUGAAUAUUCAAACGAAUUAUCGGAGGAUGAUUGUUAUGUUCUGAUAAAAGACACGUUUGAUAUUAUUCUCCAUCCGAUACCAAACUCAAGAAUCCAGGUAUGUGGUGUAUGUGGCCCUCGUCUGAAUGAUGCUGUCCUGUUUAAGAAGCAGGUGCUACAGUGUGAGGACAAACUAAGACAGUAUGUGUAUGGUUGUGAAUUAAAAGAGGCUGAUAUUUUGCAGAAAGAUAUAAAAGAUGAGUUUGUUCAAGAUGAACUGAAAGAGGAAUCAAUUAAUGAUGCAGCUGAAGACGGAUUGGAAAUUAAAUAUAAUGAAACUAGGCUCCCAGAUAUAGAAGUACUAAUUCAACCACUAGAAGAUGAUGACCAGCCCCUAUCAGUGUUGAGGAGUAGCAGAACCAGGUCCGAGGAUAAUGACGAGGAACCUGAUGCUGAUUGGUCAGCUGCGCCGGAUUUGAGUGACGGUGAUGAUGAACAAAAACACAAGAGUUCCAAGUCAAAAAAGUACUCCUGCUCGAUAUGCGACAAGAAAUUUUCAUACAACGGCUCCUUCGAAGUUCACAUGAGGGCGCACAACGGGGAGAAAUCAUUUAACUGCCACAUUUGUGGCACAUCCCAUACAAAUAACAAAGAAUUAACUAAACACAUAGAAAAACAACAUAUAGUCGACAAUAAAUACCCAUGCAACAUGUGCGAGAAAACAUUCGAAAAGCCACGUCUUUUGAAAAAACAUCUAAAAACACAUUUCGAAGAAAAAUUCAAAUGUACGGAGUGCCAAAAGGAAUUUCAAAGGAAGAAAGGUUUAAAAGAACACAUGAAAAUACAUACAGGGGAGAAGAAAUACAGUUGUUCAGUUUGUAAUAAGGCUUUUGGACACAAUCAGACUUUGAAAUCGCAUAUGUUCACUCAUACUGGGGAAAAGCCUUAUAUUUGCGAUGUUUGUGGGCGAAGGUUUCCUCAGCGGACACAUUUGAAAAGACAUAUCUAUAUUAUACACACUGGCGUUAAACCUCACGCUUGUAAUGUGUGUAAUAAACAGUUUUCAAGUAAAAGCUAUCUCGCUAUACAUGAGAGACAGCACACGGGCGAAAAGCCCUACUCUUGCGAUGUAUGCAAAAAAGAUUUCACAGCGUACACAACUUUAAAAGUCCAUAUGAGAGUGCAUACCGGUAUAAAACCAUACACAUGCGGUUUUUGCAGCCGACAAUUCGCUCAAAUGGCGAGUUUUAAGCUUCACCAACGCACGCAUACGGGCGAAAAGCCUUAUUCUUGUAAAAUUUGCAAAAAACCAUUUUCUGAUAACGGUUAUUUGAAAAUUCAUAUGCGAGUUCAUUCGGGGGAGAAGCCGUUUUCUUGUGAGAUAUGUAAACGGUGUUUUAGGGAGACUGGGCAGUUGAAGAGACACAUGCGGAUCCAUACAGGAAUCAAGCCUUAUACUUGUAAAAUUUGUAAUAAACAAAUAGGUAAUUUGUCGAAACAUAUGCGCGUUCAUUCGGAAGAAAGACCUUUUUCUUGUAAUGUAUGUAAUAAGCAAUUUUCAAUUAAUGGUAAUUUGAAACUGCAUAUGCGCGUUCACACCGGUGAGAAACCUUUUGCUUGUGACGUGUGCAACAGUCAGUUUACUCAAAGCAGCGGUUUGAAACGACAUCGAUGUUCGCACGGAAAAGAUUUAGUUUCCUAAUGGUCAGUUUCAGAAGCCUCAAAAGGCUUCGUUUUUAAAUCUGAAUUCGGACGCGAAAGUAAUGUGAUUCUGGCUUUUUGGCGACUUUCCACAUUAAUCUUCCCAAUAGUGAAGGAAUUGUAGAAAUCGGUCAAGUAGUUUCGGAGCCUUUUCAAUUUAAACAAACAAACAAUAUUUAUAAUAUUUGUAUAGAUGGAAGAACGACGAACAAUACAUUUUACUAAAAUAGUUGAAAUUCUAUAGCUAUUGUUAUUGCUUUUAAAAAAAUAAUAAUUAAUUCCGAAGUUGGGCUGAUAAUGAUUGUUUUUAUUAUUACCCAUGUUAAGAUUUGUGAACACCCUAUGUACACUUAAAGACUAAUUUCAAACACCCUAUAUACAACAGGAAAUAAAAUGUACUUAAUAAUAGCAAGUUGAUAUAAUAAAAUAUUUUUAUAAGAU